Messenger RNA from Rhineura floridana, 9590 nucleotides. RefSeq names its product prostate transmembrane protein, androgen induced 1 (gene PMEPA1). The record is from RefSeq and is a predicted model, not a curated record. The transcript is spliced from 4 exons. Lineage: Eukaryota; Metazoa; Chordata; Lepidosauria; Squamata; Rhineuridae. Gene Ontology annotation, molecular function: R-SMAD binding. The coding region runs from base 377 to 1237 and encodes 286 amino acids. Gene Ontology annotation, biological process: negative regulation of transforming growth factor beta receptor signaling pathway. Gene Ontology annotation, cellular component: early endosome membrane; Golgi membrane.
AGAAAGAGAGAGAGAGAGAAACAAAGUAGCAAGUCUCUUUUCACCCAGCUCUGUGCGCGAACUUCUAGGGCUGGAGGGGGGUAUGGAGGGGAGGGGGGAAGCAGCUGCAGAUCUUAGAGCUGAGAUCUCCUCUCUCUAGUUUAUUAUUAUUAUUAUUUGAAUUCCCCCCUGUAAAAUUUUGGAGGGUGGGUGUUGCACCCUCCCUUUUCCUUCCUUCCCUCUCCAAAGGUUGCUUUUUUUCUUUUAAUCAAUUAUAUUUUCCUUCACACACACACACCCGCCCAUCCACCGCGUUGAAGGAAGAUCCCGUCUUUAUGGUGUGCUGCCCGGAGACCUCUGAGGUCUUCCGGUCCCUCGUUUCUUCAUUUAUUUUUAAAUGUAUAACUUGAUGGGUCUCAACAGCACAACCGGAGCCACCCAGCCCAAUGUCUCCUGUACAUGCAACUGCAAGCGGUCUUUGUUUCAGAGCAUGGAGAUCACGGAGUUGGAGUUCGUACAGAUAAUCAUAAUCGUGGUGGUAAUGAUGGUUAUGGUGGUGGUCAUCACAUGUCUGCUGAAUCACUACAAACUCUCUGCACGGUCCUUCAUCAACAGGCACAGCCAAGGGCGGAGGAGAGAGGAGAACCUAUCAUCAGAAGGAAGUUUGUGGCCUUCGGAAAGCACAGUGUCAGGAAAUGGCGUAACGGAGCAGCAAGUCUACACCCCGAGACCUACAGACCGACUAGCUGUUCCAUCCUUCUUGCAGAGGGACCGUUUUAACAGAUUCCAGCCGACGUAUCCUUACAUGCAGCAUGAAAUCGACCUGCCGCCCACCAUCUCUCUGUCAGAUGGAGAAGAGCCCCCUCCUUACCAGGGGCCCUGCACGCUGCAGCUUCGCGAUCCAGAGCAGCAAAUGGAACUCAACAGGGAGUCAGUCCGAGCACCUCCCAACAGAACCAUCUUCGACAGUGACCUGAUAGACAGCUCAGUAUACGGAGGCCCCUGCCCUCCAAGCAGCAACUCGGGCAUCAGUGCAACCUGCUAUGGGAGCAGCGGCAGGAUGGAAGGGCCCCCUCCCACGUACAGUGAGGUUAUAGGUCAUUUCCCAGGCUCGACGUUUUAUCAGCACCAACAGAACAGUGGGAUGCCCUCUAUACUCGAGGGGGGCAGGCUCCACCCUUCGUCGCAGUUCAGUAGCCUUGAGAGCACAACGGUGUGGAACAAAGAGAAAGAGAAGCAAAAAGGGCACCCCUUUUAAAAAAGAAAAAAAUGAUAUAAAACACUCUGCACUUGUUAACCGGGGCGGGGGGGGAAGAGAUAUUGAGAGACGGGGAAGCCGUGUAUGAAACGAAACACCCUUCUCUAUAUAAAUAUUUACAUGUUAUGUUUGGUCUGAAUGCACAAGCCAAUGAAGCUUGCAAAAAUAUUUCUUUGUUGAGUUCUGUCUAGAAGGGUUGGGGGGGGGUUGUUUUUAAAGAAAUCUACAGCGGUCCUUUUUCUCUCCCCCCCCUUCCCCCUGGUUUUGUUUCUAGUUGAGCUGCGUGUGUCAAUGCUACAAUAUUUUUGUUGUUGUUGUUUAAUUCACUUAACUUUAAAGACAAAAAUAUUUGCACAAAAACGUUUAAAGAACUGCAAUAUAUAUAUAUAAAAAUAUAAAUAUAUAUUAAAAAUAAGAGAAACUGUAUGUGUGUUGGGGAAGCAGGUAUUUUUAUAUUAGAAGAGGCCUAUUGAGAAGAAGAAGAAGAAAGUUUUUGUUGUGUUUUUUUUUCUGAACAAGAAUUUUAAAAAUGGCAAUUUUUGAGAAGCAACUCAAAAAAGCAUGUAUUACAUUGUAAAAAAAAGAGAAACAAAAACAUAAAAAAACAAAAGCAGGGGUUUAGAGUUAUUUAUAUAAAUGUUGAAAUUUUGCACUAUUUUUUAAUAUAAAUGUGUCAGUGCUUGUGUUGGUCAAAAGCCUCUAUCAUGUCUACCACAAAACUGUUAAGGGAAAUAUGUCUAAAAGUGCAAUCUUAUAUGUGUCUACUCAGAGGUAAGCCUUAUUGAGUUGAAUGGGACUUACUCCCAGGUAAAUGUAUAUAGGAUUGCAGCCGAAGUGAGGACUAAAGAAGAGUCAUGGGGGAGGGAUUGCCUGCAAAACUAAAGUCACAGACCAGUAAGGAACGUCAUGUAAGAACUGCAUCUGAUGCAUCUUUUUUUUUUUAACUCAGAGUCAAUCAAUCAUGUCUCAAAUCUGAUCAUCAUGUCUAUGACACCUGACUACAAGUGCAGUCAGAUACCUAUAUAAAUAUCUGAUUACAGAAUGUACAUGAACUGUAUCAAUUCUGAAAGGUGUAUCAUGCGUGUGUGUAUACAUUACCCCCUUUCUUUUUCUUUUUUUUUUAAAAAAUGCUAUAGUGUCAGAUCGUCAUUUCUGUGUCUGUUUUAAGGGGGAAAGAGACCAUUUAUGCAUAAGUAUAUACAGUAAUACCUCAGUUAACAAAGUAGAUGCGUUCCUAGACAUUACUUUAACAGAAACUUUGGUACCAGAGGUAGGAAUAACAUGGAAAGAAUAGGGAUAUGUUCCUACACUCACUCAAAGAUGGUGGGGGCAGCUUCAGCAUGGGCUUUAAAGCCCACUGCCAGUCCCUCCCUUCUCGUCCUCUGAAUUGUAUUGGAUCCUUCCCUCCACAGCCCUGGGAGAAAGCAAGAGAUCUCUUUAAUGCAAAACAAACACACAGGCUUGUCCCUUUCACCCUAUUAAAACAAAGGUACAGGCGUAUCAGCAAAGGCACAGGCUGGUCAGUUUCAGCUUAAAACAAAGGCACAGGCUUGAAAGUUUAUACAUAGCAAAGCAAAUCUUGUCAGUUUCAUCUUUAGAAAAGCCUUCCUUAAAAAGAGCUUAGUUUCUGGAGGAUUCCUUAACUGAGGUAUUAUUUUACAUCCUUCCCAACUGGACACAGUGCUCAUGUACUUUUUUUUUUUUUGCAUUUGAGUGUCUGUUCCCAGGGACAUAAGGCAGCACAAGAACCCACUCUUGUACAUUCCCUUUGAAAGUAAGGUUUUUUAAAAAGAAAGAAAAAUGAAAAUGUUGCCUGCAUUUGUUUUACUAGUUAUGGUUAUUGGAAGUAUGACAAAAGGGUUUUUAAAAAAAAAAAAGUGUGGAGCUUGAUUCAACAAACAGCAGCACUAUAUGCUUUCACAGUUGCCCCACCCCACCCCAGUUGAAGGUCUGUCUAGCUAUCUCAGGAAUACAGAGCUAGGCCUAAGCAAAGUAUUCCCCAUUCACUUCAGUGUCAGAUACAGCGCUGUGCAUUGUAUAGACCCUACUAGCAAAUGCAGAACUAUGCUCAAAGUGAAAUGGAUGGGGAACUGCUGCCUGAGCAAAUUUUUAUGUGCUCCAGAGCCUCUAAAGAGCACAGGUGGUGUGUUCUUUUGACAGAGCUUUGUAAAACCAAGGCCUUGAGAGAAAGCAAUUAAAAUGGCCCCUUCCACUGCUGUUCCCUCACUAAUUUCAGGAGGGCUAUAAAAGCAUAAGUAGUCAUUAAAAUGCCUUCUUUUUAAUGACCAGGUGAUGACUUCUGAUUGUUGUUGUUUUUUUAAAAAAAAUCAAGCUAAUUUGGCUCUCUUCGUCAAUUCGGGCAAUAAAAAAAGGGGAGGUGGAGUUUCAAGAUCCCACAACUGCCUGAUAGAUAAGUUGUUGUUUCUAAUGCUCUGAAAACCUGUCUUGGAGCAACUCCAUUUUCCAUACAGUUUUGAAUUUCAACUUCUUAAAAGACAGCUGAGCAGAUGGAGAAGGGCAAGGUCCCCAUGCCCCUAAUACUUGUGUAAAAGGGGUGGGGGAGUUAGCAGAUGCAGUUUGCUCUGCAGGGACAUGGAGAUGUGCUCUUCUGACAUCCCUCCUAUUUACACAGCUAUUAAAAUUGGAAGAGCCUUUUCUUCCUUUUACAUCUGCUAUUCUGGGCAUGCAGAAUUACCCUUCCCCCCCCAAGCCAAAUUCAGACCACCAGGUAUAUAAUGUGGCCAGCCAAGUGUACAAAAACCCACCAGGAUUUAUCAAGCUCCCGGUGAAAUUGAGCAUACUCUGUUCCUCUUGGUGGGUCACAAGUUGUGCAAUGUGCAGACCUAACCAGCCUGUUCGAGCCUAUGAAUUGUGGGAAGAAAGCAUAUGAAGUUCUGUUGCACCAGUGUUGACAGUCUUGGGAUCCAAUGCAUCCUUGUGCCCCACUGGCACACUGAAGUACACAGAGGACAUCCAGCGUGGCAGAGCUUUCUCAACUGCCUCUGGUUGUUAAUUGUGUUUUAUUCUAGCUAAAGAGGCACUAUUGGGGUGGAAGGAGGUAGGCAUAGAUGGAAACAUGUCAACUCCUGUUAUGUAUUAAAGGCUAAAGAGUUGUGCUUAAUGUUUGAGAAGCAAAACCUUUACCUCUUCUGAAAGUUGGACUUUGCUCACAAACAUUACCAUUGCAGCAUCCUUCUGUGUCAAGGUUCUGCUCUCUAAUUCUCCUUCAAACAAAUCAGCUCAUGUCCAUCUUUUUAAAGUGUUGUCUCUUUCUCUUAUUUCAUAAAGCAUUUUGUCUUACAAUGCUAUUGUUUACAUUUUUAUAUUGUGUAAAGUUUUGAUCGGUUGCUUUAAUCCUCAAUGGUUAAUUUGUACGUGAUUGUGUGCGAGAGAGUGAGAGACAUAAAUAAUGGAGAGAAAGAGAUAGAAAUAGAUGCAUAUAAGGGAAUGAAACCCCCUUUCUAUCUUGUGCAUAGGUUUUAAUCUGCUGCUUCAAAGGUUGCCAACUCUCCAUAAACAAGCCAGCCUGGCCUGCUCUUCCAUCUUUAACAGUAGCACGAUGGUGAGAAAUUAGCAAGUCACACUUUUCACAUUAUGGAGAUAUAAACAUGAUCACCUAUUGAUGUGUGCAUAUCAUGUCUGCACAGACCAUGGAGGAUAAGUUUGUCAGUGGCCAGUAGGCAUGAUGGCUAAAUGGUACCACUAUGUUAGGAGGUAGUAUGCCACUGAAUAUCAAUUGAUGGAAAGGAGGGGACAAUUGCCUUCAUGCCCUACUGGUGGGCUUCCUGGAGGCAUCUGAUUGGUCACUUUGGGAAGCGGAGAUGGACUAGAUGGACCAGAGCUCUGCUUGUGGUCUUACCUUCCUAGCUGCUGAUAAAGGUACAGCUACAAUGGCUAGCUGAAAAGUUGGCAACCUUCAUGCCUACACAGUUCCUCUGGAUGGGGAAUGCAAGAGCUCCAUCCAUGUUGGAGUAGGGAAUGGUUAAUAGAGGGAACCGUACCAAGUGACCAUUUUUACAAGGAGGUGUAAUUUUGCUUUCUGUCGGAUGCUAACUAGUAAGGUAACAUAAAUGAAAGAUAUAAAGGCAAUAACUUGUUUUUAUGUGACUUUUCUAUUACUUGAAGAAGAAAAAAAGAAAAGGAAAACACAACAAUCCUGAAACCAAUCUGAGAACUGUUUUAAAGUUCUGACCAUUUGCAACGCUAUUUAUAUAUAUUUUAACGAAGAUGAUAGUAACAAAGAGAUGAACUUGAAGUUUUUUCACCAUUUUUUAAAGAAAAUGUUGCGCUUUUUUUGCCUAGUGAUAGGUUCCUGACCCUUUUUUUACAGCCUUGCAACCUGCCUUUCCCCCACCCCAUAGCUCCUUGAUGAUAGCUUUACAACACCUACAAUUUGCAGAUUUUUUCAAGAAAACAAAAACCUAAAAGGAAUUAAUCUUGCUUGGUAUGAAAGGUACAAAGUCAAUGAAUUUAUAGGAGGUUUUUUUUUAAGUAUCUUUCCUUUAUGUAACAUGUCUAUUUAGUGCCUUAUUACAAGAAACAGUAACCCUCCCUUCCUUAAGAAAUAAAUUAAAAAAGGUGUGUGUGGGGGGAAUCCAAUCAUUGCUAAAGAUAGGAACUUCCAGGGUGUGGUCACUUUCCCUUUUAGAUCCCUGGGGUUCCACUUUCCCCAGUUACUUUUUUUAGAGGGUACCACUUCUUUAAAUUGUACCAUUAGCCCCCUUUAGCCCCAGUUUGAUGUGCCUAGCUGCGUAAGGUGCUCCCUCCUGUCUUCUGCCAUCUGUUUUCUUGGGACUGUUUGUAAGGUAACUUGAAUACAUUUUAUGCACAUGUCCUACUCCAGUAGGUAUUAAAACUGUGGUGGAUAUUGUAAUCGAGAAUACCAACCAAAAGACAAAACUGAAAUAUAUCUGCUGCCCUCUUGAGCCAAAAUGAGUGAAUAGUAAUGUUUGUGUUUUUAUUGUUUGUAGUUGUUUUUCUUCUCUGUUCUGUGGUCUUCCUAGUGUGUUUGCUACAAAAAAAAUGCUUACCUCAAUAGGUUUUGGGUGGAAUGUCCAUCACAUAUCUAGAAACUCUGCCAUUGUUACAGAAUCGUCACCAGGACUGGCGGUAGUUAAACGUCACUGGAGUGCCUUGUACGAAAUGGGCGGAGCCUGCUUGGAUUGCCACAGGGCCGGCAUCCAGAGUCAGCAUUGCCAGGCCCACACCCCUUGCAGGAGACCUGCUGCUGACCACCACCCUGAGCCUCUUGGCCCUGCUGCUCCUCUUCUUUGCUGUCACUGUGGUACAUCUGACACACACACCCCAAUACAGGGACAAGAGUUGUGAGAUGGUGCUGAAUUUCUCCACUAGCCUUGCACUCAGAGUGGUUGUGUGGAUUGGUCCCAAAGGGAGAAAGCAAGUGAAUGUGGAGCAGCAGUGACAGUGGUGAGGUGGAGAAUCUCCACUAGGGAAGACCCAGUGGAGACUGGUGGCUCCAGUGUCAGUGUGGAGCGAAUCCGCUCUGGGGUUUAGUCCAAACUUUCAAGGAGCUGUCCAAGGUGCUGAUUCACACACCCCUGCCAUUGUGGCCAUCAGCCUCCGCUAGGAGGACCCCCUGGAAAACAUCUUGCCCAAAGCAACCCCCCACAACAAACCCUAGAGCUGGCACUCUGCUUCCAACAUUGUCCCUGGCCUUGCUCCUCUACUUUUAACAAAAGGCUGACAUGCAGCAGUAAAGGAAGAGGCUUUUCCUGGCAUGGGGGUGGAAAUUAUGGGAAAUGCUUCACCUUUUCCCCAUUCUCUGUCUUGGCUUCUAUUUACUGGGCACUAGUAGAGCUAGAAAAAAGCAUCCCUACUGGCAAGGGAAAAUUAGUAUGAUUUUUUAAGGUUUAUUAUGUAAGACAAUGCAAAAACAUCACCUUUGUAAUCCCCCUCCCCAAAUUGUUAGCUAUCUUCCCUCUUCCCACCCCUCAUUCCUGUGAGAGUGUCUACCUGACCCUCAGUCUUUUAUUUUUGUACCAUUCAACCCUCCAAACUUUGUUGAUCAAUUUAUUGAAUGACCAGUUCUGGUUAUCAAGGACAGUAUUGGUUUAAGCAGGAGUCACUAUAUGACCACACUGAGAACUUUCUUAAACACAAUGGUUUUGAUCAGGUGUGAGGAACCUUUGGCCCUCCAGAUCAAGCUGAACUACAACUCCCAUCAACCCCAGCAAGCAUGGCCAAUGGCCAGGGACAAUGGGAGUUGUAGUUCAACAGCAUCUAGAGGACCAGAGGUUUCUCACACCUGGUUUUGACGGAGAUUGGAUCCAAUUCAAACCACUUAGCGCCGGCAAAGGGUAUGUUGCCUCAUUUGCUGCCCUGGGCUCCUGCUGGGAGGAAGGGCGGGAUACAAAUCAAUAAAUCAAUCAAAUUAAAAUUUGCCCUUCAUUGUCAUUAAAAAGCUGACAGAUGCGUGCUUAUUCCAAGGCCCAAAGCUUCCAGACAUUCAAACAUACACACAGGACAACAAUGGUGUUGACAACUAAUCAUGUUGGAUCUAAUGUUACCUUUUAUCUAGCAGGGUUCCUGUGCCUUUGAGCCUGUGUGGAAGGCAGAAAUUCAACAGGCAAACCUUUUCCCAUCAUAGCACCUCCCUCCCAGGAAGAGACAUACUUGAGCUUUUGCCAGACAUGAAGUUGUUGCAGGGCCAGGAACUCUGCCAGGAGAAAAAAGUGGCAACCUUCAGUGAAUCGUGCCCAUCAGACACUAACCUGCUAAGUAGUUAUUCUGCUCUUGGGGUUUCUCAGGUUAGCUUUUUCACACUUGCUCAAGUGUUUGUGGUAAGAAAUAAUGUUUUUUUUAUCAUUUCCCACCACAAAUAAUUUUGCAAUCAGAUCAACAUAUGUAAGCUGGCAUGCUGGCUGUUUAAACUAGCCAAGCCUCAAAGAGGCUAAGCAUGCCUGUUCUUAGGUGGUUUCUGAAUGGCAGUGUUGACCUUUCCUAUCCUUACAAAACUGGCUGUGCUGUUUGCCAGUUUGCCAGAAACUGUGCAAGAGAUCUCGCUUACAUUGAUGACAUAGAUGCACACAUUUGUACACUUGUGCAUAGUGGGUUGCAUGCAAUCAUUAUAGUAGUCAUAAUUCCAUUAUGUUCCCUAUACCUUAAUGGGAGACCAUGGGACCAUUGAGCCUUUGCUGAUAAAAGCAAAUGGAAUGGCAGGCCUUCAUUGAUAAAAGCCAAUGGAAAUAUUUUGCACGUGACUCAGUCAGAGAAGAAAUGAGCCCUGAAGGAAGAACAACUUAAAAAGAAAAUUUUAAGGAGAAAAGGCAAAGCUUGUAGUUAGCAAGCUCCUGCGUCCAUCCACUUAUAUGUUACAAGUUUCAAAGUCAGUCGUUUUGGAGGUUCUUUGCAUUGUAUCUUACAGUACAGCAAAGAGAAUUCUUAACACCAGUUCCACCCAAACAUUAUGUACUAGAGUCUGAAUGUGUAUUUGAAAAAUUGGCAUGUUUGAACUGGCUCUUCUAAUUAAUUAAGAUUCUUUUUCAUGAUUCUUGCUUUCAACAACUGCAAGCACUGGGUUUAGAAAUCUGAUCCACAAUUCACGUAAGAACGUUUGCAGCUGUUGGGUCCAUGACAUGGGGCAAUGGGAUCCACUCUGGGUUUUAGUCUAAACUAGGAUGGCCAUAAGUGUGUGUGGGGGGGGUAAGAAUAAAAAUAUCAUUCUGAGAAUAUUGUUUUCUUUUUAGUACAUCUGAAUCUCUCUUAAAAAUUGCACUAAAUGCUAUACUUAAUGGAAAGAAAAAGCCCACAAUUUCUCUCUCUCUCCAAGAGUUGAAUAAAAGAAGCCAGAUGUGUAGCAUAAACAUUCUAGUCAAGAACAGAAUUAAUUUGUUUUCUCUUCUAUGAUCUGAGUGGCACUCAGAUAUAUAGUUCCCCCAUGUACUACAUAAAGCAAAAGGGGUUGGGGAGGAAUAAACAAAAUAAAGGUUUUCCAUAAACCGCUUUGAAUUUUUUUGCUGUAAUAUAGAAGCUCAUGAAGGACUACAUUAAAAGUCCUAAUUUGCCUGCCUUAUAGUCACAUUUCAUUGUAUUUUAAUAUUUCCUUCAAUUUCCAGUUGCAUUGCUUUUGGCUUUGGAGUUUGUUAUAGGCAGUCCUGUAUCCUGAUUUUUUUUUUCAAAUUAAAAAAAACUUAUGUAAACUAUAGACAGCACAUGCAAUGCAGUACUUAUCUAUAUUUUGCUGUUUUAGUAUGAAUAUGUACUCUGAUGCCAAUUUCCACAACUCUGUUGUAAAACGCUUCUUGUGUAACAGUAACCGAUGGUGGCAAUGAUAUGUCAUUCUAUUCUUUAAAGGCUGCAAUACUUAAAACAAUAAAUUUUUAAAUACUUUGGA